CGCGUACAGAAAGCCAGAUUCAAAAAGGUGAAAGGUCGUGGCGCACCAAGACGCGGCACGACUGAGCGGGCAUGUCUUGUCGGGUGACUGAUCUAAGAGGACAGUUCAGAACAGGUGUCUGUCCUUAUCUGUGAUAUUCUCCAGCUAAGCAUGGGGGAGGACGGAGAGGAAGAUGACGUGGACGGAAUGAGAUGUCUGGGCGUGGAAAGAAAGCUGCCCCCAAGCCCAAAUCCGCCGUUUCCCAGUCCACGAGGGCAGGCCUGACCUUCCCAGUAGCUCGCAUCCACAGGCUGCUCAAGAAGGGCAACUACAGCCGGCGAGUGGGCAGCGGCGCCGCCGUCUACUUUUCGGCCGUGCUGGAGUAUCUCUGCGCCGAAAUCCUGGAGCUGGCGGGCAACGCCAGCCGAGACAACAAGAAGCGCCGCAUCGCUCCUCGCCACAUCUUGUUGGCGGUGAAAAAUGACGAGGAGCUCAACAAACUGCUGUCCGGGGUCACCAUUUCUGAAGGCGGCGUGAUCCCCAAUAUCCAAGGGGCGCUCCUUCCCAAGAAGAGCGCGGUCCGGAGAGAGGAGGUCGCUGGUAAAGAUGUUCAGUCGCAAGAGUUUUAAUUUCUUUGUUUUUACAAAUCUAUAGUUUAUUUUAAUACAAUAAAAAUGUUUCUAAUUCAUGUUUG
Molecule: messenger RNA, 673 nt
Organism: Entelurus aequoreus (snake pipefish)
Lineage: Eukaryota; Metazoa; Chordata; Actinopteri; Syngnathiformes; Syngnathidae
Product: late histone H2A.2.2-like
Exons: 4
Coding region: 192-608 (138 amino acids)
Cellular component (GO): nucleosome
Molecular function (GO): structural constituent of chromatin; protein heterodimerization activity; DNA binding
Source: RefSeq, a predicted model, not a curated record